This is a messenger RNA of Daktulosphaira vitifoliae (grape phylloxera), 2445 nucleotides long. RefSeq lists its product as uncharacterized. The record is from RefSeq and is a predicted model, not a curated record. The transcript has 10 exons. Bases 235 to 2214 code for a protein of 659 amino acids. NCBI's taxonomy places the organism in Eukaryota, Metazoa, Arthropoda, Insecta, Hemiptera, Phylloxeridae.
UAGAAAUAUUUUUAAAAAAUUAGAUUUGGAUAUUACAGAUAUAUGAAAUUACAUUUUUAUGUCUGUUGAGUAUUAAUUUUUAAAUUAUUACUGACAUCAGAUGACAAUGUUCAAAAUGAAUAUUCAAUACUUGAUUAUUAAGCUAUUGGUUCAAUAUAUGGUUCAUAUUGAUAUUAUUUAGUAUAGCAAAAUAAAAUCUUAAAAUUUUAACAUAGUAUUGUGUAUUAAAUAAAUAUGGCAAAUAGAAUAAUUUAUACCCAUCCUGUUGUUAAUGAAUAUCAAAAAAAAGGAGCAAAAAAUAACUUGCGACAUGUAUCUCAUUAUUGUAUGCCUGGUCUAAACAUUUACACCAUGAACAAUAUUAGCAGUAAAGAAAAUGCCACUGAAUUUUAUACUUCACCUAAUCGUUUUACAUUGCCUUAUCCAUUUGUAAAGCCUUUAGAAACUGAAUACGUCGAAACUGAUGUAGUUCUUGAUUUAGUGCAUUCAAAACUUCAAUGGAAAACUGAUAAUGAAAAAUUGUUGAAAACUAGUCAAAAUAAAUUAAAUAUAAAAUCAUUGAAAAAAAUGAAGAACGAACUAGAGUCUAAAAAUAAUCUGCAAACUGUUGCUGUUCCUUACAUAUUAACUCGUUACUGUUUGAGUUUUAUGACAGAUCCAGAUCAAUAUUUUGACUCGAUUAAUAAUUGGUAUUUUAAAAAUACUUUAAAUAAUAUUAAAAUUAAUGGAAAACAAUAUUUAGUAUGUGCUCGAGGAUCCAAACUUGAUACUUUAGAUAUAAUCUCAAUGGACGAUAAAUGUAAUAACAGUAUGAUUAAUGAAUAUAAAUAUUUUGACAGUCCAAUUUGUGAUAUUACUACAUUAAAUUCACAUGGCUUAUUAAUUCGUCAGAAAACAAAACUAUCCUACUUUCGAUGUAGUUCAGAUUCUGAAAUAAGCUUGAAGAAAAAUGUAAUUUAUGAUAAUAAAGAUAUUCCACUAGUAGAUGCUGAUGGAUUUUCUACCAAUUAUUGUACUGUUGAUGUUAAAAAUAUCAUAAAAAUUUGGAAGGAUCAGUAUUGUACGCAAGAUAAAUAUUUUGAAGGAGAAUUUAUUCAAAAUGAUUCUUUCAUGCAUUUGAGUUACUUAGAUAAUCAGAAUGAUAUUAUUGGUGUUGUUAAUAGAAACAAAGUUUUUUUAAUUGACUCUAGGAUGGAUAUUUCUAAACCUUGUACAAUUUAUGAUCCACAAGCAAUUUUAGAGGGGUGUGAAGAAAUUACAACAAUUCGAUGUAGUAGUUUUAAUGCUCAUAGUUUCUAUAUUACAACAAAUCAUUCAGUUUUAACAUUGGAUAAUAGAAUGGGAUUUUUACAUAAAUCUUCCCAUAUGCUGACUAUUCCUCCAUCAUUAAUAACUACACAUUAUUUUGAAAAUAGUUUUGAGCCUAAUGAAAUGUUAAUCAUGGGAAAUCAAUCUAGUGAAUUUCUUGUUCAACAGACAUUUGUGUCUUUUGAAGACAAUUUUUUGAAAAGUCAAACAUUAGCAUCAUGUAUUCCUCAUCCACUUGAUUUGUUAUGCUCUAAUCAACAUCAAGGGUACUCUUUACAUCCAAAAUUAAAUAGGAGGUUUUCUCGUCCUUUAACUGGAGUUACUGUUGUUGGAAAAACUAUUGAAAACUUGCAAUUGUUUUGUAUUAAUUCGAUUGGAGACUUAUUUGUACAAACUAUUAAUAAAAAAGUGCCAAUUACUAAAUCAAAUCUAUUAAUUGAUUAUGAAUUUUAUGAAUCAAGUGAAGACAAAAAAAUUUCUCCAUUAAUGUAUUCUCAUUUGACUGAUAUGAGUAUGUUAUUGAAAAUAAAACCUUCUAAUAAUAUUGAAGAAAAGCGUGGCUGGGGAGGGUUAUGGAAAAUGUCUAAAGAACAAAUGUUUUCAUACAUGGAUCAUACUGCACCUUUGAUAUUAUCACCAUGGGACCUAGAUGAUAUUUCUGAAUGGGAAAAAGAAGAUGAAAUUUUUGAAAAGGAUGCAGAUGAUGAUUUUGAAGAUAAUUUUGUUAGUAAAAUUAACUAUUGGUUUAAUAAAAAUGACGAAUUAUUAUCGGAUAAAGAUCCAGCUAGUAUUGACACUUCACCAAAUGAGCUGUUGUCUCAAAUGGAUGCAUCUUCAGUCAGUGAUAAUUCUAGUUCUGGGUAUUCUGUUGAAAUAAAAUCUGAGAAUGAAAAUGAACAUUUAUAGUUUUAUUUAUAUAUUUUUAUAUUUAUACCUGACAGUAAAUAACUUUAUUGUUAGAAAGUAUUUUUCUUCUAAUAGUUAAUAUAAUUUAUAUAUNAUAUAUAUAUAUAUAAAUAGUCUAUAGUUUAAAUAGAAUAGUUAUUGUAUUUAAUUUGUAUUAAAACUACUAAAUGUAACUUACCAAAAAAAAUUGUUAUUAAUUUUGUAUUGUGUAAUGAUAUUGCAAUGUUUUUU